Messenger RNA from Lingula anatina, 4770 nucleotides. RefSeq names its product recQ-like DNA helicase BLM. The record is from RefSeq and is a predicted model, not a curated record. Gene Ontology annotation, biological process: DNA replication; double-strand break repair via homologous recombination. Gene Ontology annotation, molecular function: ATP binding; nucleic acid binding; four-way junction helicase activity. Gene Ontology annotation, cellular component: nucleus; cytoplasm; chromosome. NCBI's taxonomy places the organism in Eukaryota, Metazoa, Brachiopoda, Lingulata, Lingulida, Lingulidae.
CUUCCGAAUCUGCAUAGAGGCGCCAAGCGGAUGAAUCAAAUAGACAAUUGUUGAUAUUGCGAUUUGUGAGUGGAUUAAAUAGAGAAGGAGCAUUGUGAAUCUGGAGCAUGGUUGGUGAUGGAGAUUCCACAAAAUAAUCUUACAGAGCAGUUGAAGAAAUUUGGGACUGUCUCUGCUACAUCCAUAAGUACAAAUACCAACAAGACAGUUAAUAAAAGCUCCAAGUUUAUUUUCAAGAAGAAGAAGCCGCCAGUACUGACAGACCUCAGUUCACAAAGUAAUGAGCCCCGGUUAAAUCCAGGGACCCUUGGCACUAACAAAAAUGUGCAUGGAAGUUUGUAUGACACUUCCUCUGACUAUGUUAAUGGUUCUAAUAGCUAUCAGUCAUUCCCUGUAAAAUGUGACAUUCAAUCUGGAAACAAAGCAGGACACCAAGCAUGGACACAUGGUAAUAAUACCUUUAAUGGUCCAGCAUCAUCCAAGUUAAGCAAUGCCACAGUAUCUAAUCCUUUCAGAACAGAAAAGCCUUUCAAAUUGGGGAAACAGAAUCUAUCAUCUGCCAAACAAGGACAGACUUCCAUUUUGCAGUUUGCAAAAUCAAAAAGUGAGAAUGAGCUGUCAGUUCCAGAUGGAAAAAAGAGGUCAACCCAAAGUUCAAUUGGUCAAGAAAAAAUCAGACCAGUGGCUUCAGUGGUUCCUAUGCCAUUAAGUCCGGGACCUAUAUGUCUUGAUGAUGAGGACGAAGAUGCCUUUGAAGCCAGUCCAAGAUCUUGGAUAUGUCCUGAUAAAAAACCUAGUGUGUCUGUCCAUAAUACUGAAACAAUUACUACACAGAACAGCGAAAGAACAUCUGUAAAUGAGAUGCAUAAUGGAACAGAGUUUUUCGAUGACUAUGACCAGAUACCAGACCAGUAUUUUAGUGAUGAAUGUGAUAUUUUAUUUGAACCAGAUUUGCAGGAUUGGAAAGACGUAAAUCAAGAUAAACCAGAUGUGACAAAGAGUAUGGAAAACUUUGCAGCCAGAAUUGAAAAUCCAACUAGAAAAAUUUCAGAAGAACCUAAAGCUGAAAAUGGUGGAUAUGAGGGCUCAGAGCUGAUGAAUGUCAUGGAUGAAAUAUGUCAAAUGAUCAGUUUAUUACCCAAAAGUAGUCUACGUAGUCUUCCAGGAAUGGAUUUUCCAAAAUUGCAACGUUUGCUAGCGAAAAGAAUUCUCCUCAAGAAAAGGAGCAGUACAACAAGUUGUGUUCUGCCUAGUGCUCAGGCGGCCUGUUCCACUCCAGUUACUACCCCAGCUUUUCACAGCAGACUGUGUACAAGUGGGACAACUCAUUCUGUACACUCAGCAGGAUCUCCUGUGACACAGUCUCCCAUAGUAUCACACAAUAACAGCAAUAAUAACCAAUACAGUGCAAAUAAACAGAACUCCUCACCAGCACCCCCUGGUGGAGAGAGUUUCUUUGAGGAGGAGUCCAGUUUUGUGAAAACGGCUGAAAAGAGAUCCAGCUUUGGUGCUACAACUAGUUUCCAGUCUGUUCAGAACUCCUUAGCAAAGGGUGAUUUCACCUAUUCAUUCACACAGGGGACAAAUCAUCAAAGCGAAAACUCAGUCAAUUCAGUCAAUUAUGGUGGUGCUAUUUUCAGUCCCCAUGUCCCAUCAACUAGCAAUAUGUCUUUGUCUCAUAUGGAUGCUUCUAAAAGUAAUCCAGUUGCAUUUGCUAGCCACAGUGGUGCAAUAUCAGGAACACAGCAAUCUUAUCAACUCACAACCAACCAGCAAGCUAACAAAGAAUUUGAUGGCCACAAUUUUCCCCACAGUAGAGAGCUGCUGAAAGUUUUCACACAAGUAUUUGGUUUGAGGAAUUUCAGGCAUAAUCAGCUACAAGCUAUCAAUGCAACCUUGUUAGGAAAAGACUGUUUCAUUCUCAUGCCAACAGGUGGAGGAAAGAGUUUAUGCUACCAGCUUCCUGCCUUACUGACACCAGGUGUCACUGUAGUCAUCUCACCUCUCAGGUCACUCAUUCAGGACCAAGUACAGAAGUUGUGCUCAUUAGAUGUGCCAGCAGCCCACCUAUCUAGUGAUGUAACUCUAGCCCAGUCUGAGAACAUAUAUCACCAGCUGUACCUCAGAGACCCCGGCCUGAAACUCCUCUAUGUUACUCCUGAAAAGAUAAGUCAGAGUGAGAAGCUGCUGUCUGUAUUUGAAAACUUAUACAGGAGGAAAAUGCUGAGUCGCUUUGUCAUUGAUGAGGCUCACUGUGUCAGUCAGUGGGGUCAUGACUUCAGGCCAGACUACAAGAAGCUGAAGCUGCUGAGGCAGAAAUACCCAGGUGUCCCCAUGCUGGCAUUAACUGCUACAGCCACCCCUAGGGUCAGGAAAGAUAUUCUCUACCAGCUGAAUAUGAAGGCACCUAAAUGGUUCACCCAAAGUUUUAACAGGACAAACCUCAAAUACUCUGUACAGCCUAAGAAAGGGAAGUCAUUGAUGAAUGAAAUGAUCAACCUAAUCAAGACAAAAUUUUCAAAGCAAUCUGGCAUUAUCUAUUGUUUAUCGCGGAAGGAGUGUGAGACAGUAUCAAGUGAGCUCCAGAAGGCAGGUAUCACAUCUCAACCCUAUCAUGCUGGUCUGACAGACUCAGAGAGGACACUAGUCCAGGAGAACUGGAUCACAGACAGCUAUAAGGUUGUCUGUGCCACUAUUGCCUUUGGUAUGGGUAUUGACAAGCCAGAUGUGAGGUUUGUGUUCCACUACUCUCUACCCAAGUCAGUGGAAGGUUACUACCAGGAGUCUGGCAGAGCAGGAAGAGAUGGCAAACUGUCCACCUGUAUCCUGUUCUAUUCCUACCAAGAUGUCAACAGAAUGAGGAGAAUGAUUGAGAUGAAUAGCGAGGGAGGUUAUGAAACCAAGAAAGUUCACCUAGAUAACCUAUACAAGAUGGUCCACUACUGUGAGAAUGUUGCAGAGUGUAGAAGGACGCUCCAGCUCAAUUACUUUGGGGAGAACUUUGACAGAAGUCAGUGCACUGCCAUGCCAGGGGCUAUGUGUGACAACUGUGCAUCCAGGGAGCUGUUUGUGAAGGAAGAUGUCACAGAAGAUGCCAAGGCUAUAGUUCAGGGUGUGAAAGAAGUUACUGGGAAAGGUGGAAGAUUCAACAACUUUACUCUGCUUCACUUCAUCGAGAUUUUUAGAGGGUCAAAGAAUGCCAAAGUGGAAAAAGAAGGUCACCACAGGUUGAAGUUACAUGGCCGUGGUUCCAAGUACUCCCGCCUGGAUGCAGAGAGGCUGUUCAGAAAGCUGGUGAUCGAGGGCAUAUUGAAAGAGGAUCUCAUGAUAACCAACAUGGACCAUACUGUGGCCUAUCUGAAGCUGGGAGCUAGAGCCAGUGAGCUCAUCAUGGGGAAAAUAAAGGUUGAACUAGAAAUCCAGCAAGGAAAAACUAAAGUCAACACUGACGUUGAGGUUGAUGACCAGCAGUCUGCACUGACCACUGAGUGCUAUAAGGAGCUGGUUUGUUUGGCCAGGGAUAUAGAAGGGUCAAAGAAUGCCAAAGUGGAGAAAGAAGGUCACCACAGGUUGAAGUUACAUGGCCGUGGCUCCAAGUACUCCCGCCUGGAUGCAGAGAGGCUGUUCAGAAAGCUGGUGAUAGAGGGCAUAUUGAAAGAGGAUCUCAUGAUAACCAACAUGGACCAUACUGUGGCUUAUCUGAAGUUGGGAGCAAGAGCCAGUGAGCUGAUCAUGGGGAAAAUUAAGGUUGAACUAGAAAUCCAGCAAGGAAAAACUAAAGUCAACACUGACGUUGAGGUGGAUGACCAACAGUCUGCACUGACCACUGAGUGCUAUAAGGAGCUGGUUUGUUUGGCCAGGGAUAUAGCCAAGUCCCAUAAUAUAGGCAGCUACACUUCUUUUGUGUCCAGUAUGGCCUUACAGAAGAUGGCCGAGCUGACCCCAGCCACUCCCCUAGAGAUGCAGAGUGUGGAAGGAUUCCCAGCACAGAUCUACCAGAAAUAUAAUGGAGAGAAGUUCCUGGCUGUUACUAGCAAGUACAGGCAGCAGAGAGACAGCUUGGUCAUCACAGAAUUUGAGGAGGAACCUGAAAGUUCUAGUACUGGCAGACAGGCAAGAGGCACUAAAAGAAAGGGUAAACGAAAUUUCAAUGCCAAGUCCAAGAGAUUCAAAGCAGCAAAUAAGUCAACAAAAACCAAUACAGGGGGUUCAUUUAAUCAGUUCUCCUAUAAUAAGAGUAAAUCUGGAGGGGGAAACAGAGCAGGGCAGAACAAGGCAAAGAAAGCUGGCACAGGAAGAAAACUUGGGAUGAUGCCUGACCCGACUCCAGGUCAGUGGAAAAGCACUGAUAACUUUUAUUGACUUUUAUGACUUAUAAUUGUGACUCAGAACUUUUUUCACCAUUAUAUCAAAACAAACGAAGAGCAGGGUCUGCGUUUGAAAACAAUUUUCAGAAGUGAAUAAACUUUUAGUUUUAUAGUGGGCAUGUAAAGAAUAUAAGGAAAAAGUUGUUACAAAAGUGUAGUUACAAAAUGGUUGAGGAUACUGAGGAUCCGAUGCAAAAGGUAAUUUUAUUUUUAUUUUGCAUAUUUGAAAGGAUUGCUACAAGUGGUAAGCAGAUUCUUACUCACACCUAUUAUUUUAAAGAUAUCUGUCUGCUUUAUUUGAUUUUUAUUUACCAAAUUUUGUCACAAUAUUUCUGUCUGUUAUUUAUAUUGUAUGUUAUGUUUUUAGUCACUUUAUUUUCUCUUAGAAUUUUAGAAAUGAAUA